This is a messenger RNA of Zea mays, 1531 nucleotides long. RefSeq lists its product as uncharacterized. Gene Ontology annotation, biological process: xanthophyll biosynthetic process; carotene metabolic process. NCBI's taxonomy places the organism in Eukaryota, Viridiplantae, Streptophyta, Magnoliopsida, Poales, Poaceae. Bases 369 to 971 code for a protein of 200 amino acids. The transcript is spliced from 4 exons. Gene Ontology annotation, cellular component: chloroplast. The record is from RefSeq and is marked predicted. Gene Ontology annotation, molecular function: beta-carotene 3-hydroxylase activity.
GGCCCAAGUGGUGCGUCCUGUUCACCCACGACGCCUGCGUCGGCCCUGCCCGAACUGGCGUGCAGAGCAGUGCUCCACGACGCCGCCACCACCUGCCCCAGCAGCGGCACGCUCCGACAACGUCGACCAUGGCGGUGCGGGCGCGGGGGCUGGGGAGUCUGUUCCCUGCUAGAUCCAGUAGAUGGCCGACUCAUCGAGGCCCUCCGUGAACAUCAUCUGCGCCGGUCGUCUGCUCGGCUGCAGUGGAUUAGGUGAGCGGGGUUCCGGUAGAGGAUUGUUUAGUUUGGGAUUCUAGGUUCCUCGCUCCCGUGCCGGAGACGACGCUAGACGAUGAGGUCAGUGCCGCGGCGGCGCGGCGCGUCGCAGAGAUGAAGGCGCGGAAGCGGUCCGAGCGGCGCACCUACCUGGUGGCCGCCGUGAUGUCCAGGCUCGGGGUCACGUCCAUGGCCGUCGCCGCCGUGUACUAUCGCUUCAGCUGGCAAAUGGAGGGCGGCGCGGUCCCGGUGAGCGAGAUGUUCGGCACGUUUGCGCUCUCCGUCGGCGCGGCGGUCGGGAUGGAGUUCUGGGCGCGGUGGGCGCACCGGGCGCUAUGGCACGCCUCCCUGUGGCACAUGCACGAGUCGCACCACCGGUCGUGCGAGGGCCCAUUCGAGCUCAACGACGUGUUCGCCAUCGUCAACGCCGUGCCGGCCAUCUCCCUCCUCGGUGACGUCGCGAGCAGAUACACCAUAUGGACAAUUUUGAGGGCGUCCCGUAUGGGCUCUUCCUGGGACCAAAGGAGCUGGAGGAGGUCGGUGGCCUGGACGAGCUGGAAAAGGAGCUCGCGCGAAUCGGCCAGACCAUCUGAUGGAUUUGUCCGGAUUCCGGCGCGGCGAUCUCCGCUCCGCUCCGUGAUUCCGGCGCAGCCUCAUGGUUGGGGAGCCGACGACCAGAACCUCCAGAAGGGAUUUGGUUUGGAUGCGCGAGCGUAGAUCUUGACCUGCAUUUCGGAUGGUCUGUGGAGGCAUAGCUCGUACCUGGAGAUGUCUGGUGCCAUGGAAUUACUUUUCUUUUCUUCUUUUCCUGACAUUUUCAUGCCGGCGUCUUUAUUUGUGGAGACGUCGCACGUUCUGGCCCCUGUAUUACUGUUCUUAUGGCUAGGAUUCUGUAUAUAACUUGUAGAGACAUGUUAUGAACCACCAGCUCAAUGAAGCUAAAAAUUCGGUGGUUGGAAACAGCGCUGAAAAAACAGAAGGUCCUCCUUUCACAUUCAGAGGCGCUAGCGCAACGAGGGCACGACGACCAACGUUACACAAUAGUUCCAUUAGCCAGCCUUAACUUAAAGUUGUAGCCACGUAGAGGGAGAAGAAGGCGAUGCAACAGUCUUUAAAAAAACAACGAUGAUGCAAACAGUCUCUCGGUGCAAGUAGUAGAAGAGGCUAUCUUAUUUUAACCCAAAUGCAUGUAAUUUGCUAAUUUCUCCUUUUAUCUUGUUGUUUUUUUGCUCGUUACUGGAUCAGCUAUAUGGAUGAAUAAAAUAUUUUCUUUCAAU